Xenopus tropicalis (tropical clawed frog) is the source of this 6027-nucleotide messenger RNA. RefSeq names its product myosin, heavy chain 6, cardiac muscle, alpha (gene myh6). The record is from RefSeq and is a predicted model, not a curated record. Gene Ontology annotation, molecular function: actin filament binding; cytoskeletal motor activity; ATP binding. Bases 116 to 5929 code for a protein of 1937 amino acids. Gene Ontology annotation, cellular component: myosin complex; sarcomere. Lineage: Eukaryota; Metazoa; Chordata; Amphibia; Anura; Pipidae. The transcript is spliced from 39 exons.
GAGCUAAGAGUAUAAAAGAACAAAAGAGGGGCUAGGCAAUACUGUCACCAAAGCAGAGGGAAGAGGCUGCAGCUGAACUUGUCUCUGGUCCUUUUGCUGAACACAAGGCUCCACAAUGGGUGAUGCCCUGAUGGCAGACUUUGGGGCUGCAGCCCCCUUCCUCAGAAAAUCAGACAAAGAACGUCUGGAGGCUCAGACCCGGGUUUUUGAUAUCAAGACUGAGUGCUUUGUGCCUGAACCCCAACAAGAAUAUGUGAAAGCAAAAAUUAUUAGUCGUGAAGGGGGCAAAGUGACAGCUGAAACUCAAGAUGGCAAGACAAUCACAGUUAAAGACUCUGAUGUUCACCAGCAAAAUCCUCCCAAGUUCGAUAAGAUUGAGGACAUGGCGAUGUUGACCUUUCUGCACGAGCCAGCUGUACUGUACAACCUCAAAGAGCGUUAUGCAGCCUGGAUGAUCUACACAUAUUCUGGUCUCUUCUGUGUGACCGUAAAUCCCUACAAGUGGCUUCCUGUGUAUAAUUCAGAGGUUGUGACUGCUUACCGUGGGAAGAAAAGGAGUGAAGCCCCACCACACAUCUUCUCUAUCUCUGAUAAUGCAUAUCAGUACAUGCUGACAGAUCGUGAGAAUCAGUCCAUUCUUAUCACUGGAGAAUCUGGUGCUGGGAAGACUGUGAACACAAAGCGUGUCAUCCAGUACUUUGCAAGUAUUGCAUCUGUUGGAGGCAAAAAAGAACAAGCAAAUGCCAACAAGGGAACUCUGGAAGAUCAAAUCAUCCAGGCCAACCCUGCUCUGGAGGCUUUUGGUAAUGCCAAGACCGUCAGGAAUGACAACUCCUCACGUUUUGGUAAAUUUAUCAGAAUUCACUUUGGUGCCUCUGGGAAGUUGGCAUCUGCUGAUAUAGAAACCUAUCUCCUGGAAAAAUCCAGAGUUAUCUUCCAGCUGAAGUCUGAGAGAGACUAUCACAUCUUCUAUCAGAUUCUAUCCAAUAAAAAGCCAGAGCUUUUGGACAUGUUGCUAGUGACCAACAAUCCCUAUGACUAUUCCUACAUCUCCCAAGGAGAAGUCACAGUCGCCUCCAUUGAUGAUUCUGAUGAACUGAUGGCAACAGAUAAUGCAUUUGAUGUGCUGGGUUUCACUGCUGAUGAGAAAGUUGGAGUGUACAAACUGACUGGAGCCAUCAUGCACUCUGGAAACAUGAGGUUCAAGCAGAAGCAGCGUGAGGAGCAAGCUGAACCCGAUGGCACUGAAGAGGCUGACAAAGCUGCCUAUUUAAUGGGAUUGAACUCUGCUGACUUGCUUAAGGGCUUGUGCCACCCACGCGUCAAGGUUGGAAAUGAGUAUGUGACCAAGGGACAAAAUGUCCAGCAGGUCAAUUACUCUAUUGGUGCACUGGCCAAGUCAGUGUAUGAGAAGAUGUUCUUGUGGAUGGUUGUGAGAAUCAACGCCACUCUAGAGACCAAGCAGCCCAGACAGUACUUCAUAGGAGUACUGGAUAUUGCAGGCUUCGAGAUCUUUGAUUUUAACAGCUUUGAGCAGCUCUGUAUUAAUUUCACCAACGAGAAACUGCAGCAGUUCUUCAAUCAUCACAUGUUCGUGCUGGAGCAGGAAGAGUACAAGAAAGAAGGAAUUGAAUGGGAGUUCAUAGACUUUGGGAUGGACUUGCAGGCCUGCAUUGAUCUUAUAGAAAAGCCUAUGGGCAUCAUGUCCAUCCUGGAAGAAGAGUGCAUGUUUCCCAAAGCCAGUGAUACGACCUUCAAGGCUAAACUAUAUGACAAUCAUCUGGGCAAGUCAAACAACUUCCAAAAGCCCAGAAACAUCAAGGGGAAGCCUGAGGCUCACUUUGCUCUUGUACACUAUGCUGGCACCGUGGACUAUAACAUCUCUGGCUGGCUGGAGAAGAACAAGGAUCCCCUGAAUGAGACAGUUGUUGGGCUGUACCAGAAGUCCUCCCUCAAGCUCUUGGCAGUUCUGUUUGCUAACUAUGCUGGUGCUGAUUCAGAUACUGGUGGAAAAGGCAAAGGAGCAAAGAAAAAGGGUUCUUCUUUCCAGACAGUAUCUGCUCUACACAGGGAGAAUCUUAACAAGCUAAUGACAAAUCUGAGAACCACCCACCCACACUUUGUGCGUUGUAUCAUCCCCAAUGAACGCAAGGCUCCAGGAGAGAUGGACAAUCCUCUAGUGAUGCACCAGUUGCGUUGUAAUGGUGUCCUGGAAGGUAUUAGAAUCUGCAGAAAGGGAUUUCCCAACCGUAUCCUGUAUGGAGACUUCAGGCAGCGAUACCGAAUACUGAACCCUGCAGCCAUCCCUGAAGGGCAGUUUAUAGACAGCAGAAAGGGUUCAGAGAAGCUCCUGGGUUCACUUGAUAUUGACCAUACUCAGUACAAAUUUGGACAUACCAAGGUAUUCUUCAAGGCUGGUUUGCUGGGUUUACUAGAAGAAAUGAGAGAUGAGCGUCUUUCAAGGAUUAUUACUCGAAUCCAGGCACAGUCCCGAGGACUGCUAAUGAGAAGAGAGUUUAAGAAAAUUUUGGAACGCAGAGAUGCCCUACUGGUUAUUCAAUGGAACAUCCGUGCUUUCAUGGGUGUCAAAAACUGGCCAUGGAUGAAACUUUACUUUAAAAUUAAACCUUUGCUGAAGACAGCGGAGACUGAAAAGGAGAUGGCAAACAUGAAGGAGGAGUUCCAAAGGCUGAAGGAAGCUCUAGAGAAGUCUGAGACAAGACGUAAGGAGCUAGAAGAAAAGAUGGUGUCACUGCUGCAGGAGAAGAAUGAUCUUCAGCUGCAAGUCCAGGCUGAAUCAGACAACCUGAAUGAUGCGGAAGAGAGGUGCGAACAACUUAUCAAAAAUAAAAUCCAACUGGAGGCAAAGUUAAAGGAGCAGACAGAGAGACUAGAGGAUGAGGAGGAGAUGAAUGCAGAACUCACAGCAAAAAAGAGAAAGCUGGAGGAUGAGUGUUCUGAGCUAAAGAAAGAUAUCGAUGACCUUGAGCUGACUCUGGCCAAAGUUGAAAAAGAAAAACAUGCUACAGAAAAUAAGGUCAAAAAUCUAACUGAAGAGAUGGCCGGUUUAGAUGAGAUUAUUGCUAAACUGACUAAGGAGAAGAAAGCCCUCCAGGAAGCCCACCAGCAAACACUAGAUGACCUACAAGCUGAGGAAGACAAAGUCAACUCCUUAACUAAAGCCAAAUCCAAACUCGAGCAACAAGUGGAUGAUUUAGAAGGAUCCCUGGAGCAAGAGAAGAAACUUAGAAUGGAUAUGGAGAGAGCCAAGAGAAAGCUAGAAGGUGAUCUCAAACUGACACAAGAAAAUGUUAUGGAUCUGGAGAACGACAAGCAGCAACUAGAAGAGAAGGCAAAAAAAAAAGAGUUUGAGAUCAGUCAGCUUAACAGCAAGAUUGAAGAUGAACAGAUGAUGGGUAUGCAACUACAGAAAAAGAUGAAAGAGCACCAGGCCCGCAUUGAAGAGUUAGAAGAAGAACUAGAAGCAGAAAGAACAGCUCGAGCCAAAGUGGAAAAACUUCGCUCUGAUCUGUCUCGGGAACUAGAGGAAAUCAGUGAACGGUUGGAGGAAGCUGGAGGGGCCACCUCAGUGCAGAUGGAGUUAAACAAGAAGAGGGAGGCAGAGUUCCUGAAACUCAGAAGAGACCUUGAGGAGUCCACAUUGCAAUCUGAGGCUACUGCUGCUGCACUAAGGAAGAAGCAUGCAGACUCUGUGGCAGAACUGAGUGAGCAAAUAGACAAUUUGCAGAGGGUUAAACAGAAACUUGAGAAAGAGAAGAGUGAAUUCAAACUGGAGCUUGAUGAUGUGGCAUCCAAUAUGGAACAGAUUGUUAAAUCCAAGGCUAACCUUGAGAAGAUGUGUCGCACAUUAGAAGACCAGAUGAAUGAAAAUCGUUCCAAGUAUGAAGAGGCUCAGAGGACUCUGAAUGACAUAUCUUCCCAGAAGGCAAAGCUGCAAACAGAGAAUGGGGAGCUGAACCGAAGACUAGAUGAGAAGGAAGCACUAGUAUCACAGAUGACACGUGGCAAACAAACCUACUCCCAGCAGUUAGAAGACCUAAAGCGACAGCUGGAAGAGGAAAGCAAGGCUAAAAAUGCCUUGGCCCAUGGACUGCAAUCAGCCCGCCAUGACUGUGACCUUUUGAGGGAACAGUAUGAAGAAGAGCAAGAAGCCAAGGCAGAGUUGCAAAGAAUAUUGUCCAAGGCCAAUGCGGAGGUAGCUCAGUGGAGGACCAAGUAUGAGACUGACGCCAUCCAAAGAACAGAGGAGCUAGAAGAGGCCAAAAAGAAGUUGGCUCAAAGACUGCAGGAAGCAGAGGAAGCAGUGGAGGCUGUAAAUGCCAAAUGCUCAUCAUUGGAAAAGACCAAGCAUCGUUUGCAGAAUGAAAUCGAAGAUCUAAUGGUGGACCUAGAGAGGUCAAAUGCUGCUGCUGCUGCUCUAGACAAGAAACAGAGGAAUUUUGAUAAGGUUCUCGCUGAAUGGAAGCAAAAGUUUGAAGAGUCACAAACAGAGCUGGAAUCCUCACAGAAAGACGCUCGCUCCCUGAGCACCGAGCUCUUCAAGCUAAAGAAUGCCUAUGAGGAGUCUCUUGAACACCUGGAGACAUUUAAGAGGGAAAACAAAAACCUACAAGAGGAGAUAUCAGACCUCACAGAGCAGCUAGGAGAGGGGGGCAAGAGUAUCCAUGAGCUAGAGAAGAUUCGCAAGCAGCUGGAGCAAGAGAAAAUGGAGUUACAGACUGCACUGGAAGAAGCUGAGGCUUCUCUAGAGCAUGAAGAGGGUAAGAUUCUACGUGCCCAGCUUGAGUUCAACCAGUUGAAGUCAGAGAUUGAUCGCAAAUUAGCAGAGAAAGAUGAGGAGAUGGAGCAAGUAAAGAGAAAUAAUCAGCGCUUGGUGGAUGCACUUCAAACCCAGUUAGAGGCUGAGAUCAGGAGUCGUAAUGAGGCCCUAAGAGUUAAAAAGAAGAUGGAAGGUGAUCUCAAUGAGAUGGAGAUCCAGCUAAGCCAGGCCAACCGCUCAGCUUCUGAGGCUCACAAACAUCUGAAGGCAGCACACGGAAGUCUUAAGGACACUCAGAUGCAGCUUGAUGAUACUAUGAGAGCCAAUGAUGAUCUCAAAGAAAACACUGCAAUUGUGGAGAGAAGGAACAUGUUGCUUCAAGCUGAGCUGGAGGAGCUGCGCUCUAUAUUGGAACAGACAGAGAGAUCACGCAAACUUGCUGAGCAAGAGCUGAUUGAAACCAGUGAAAGAGUUCAACUCCUUCACUCCCAGAACACAAGUCUUAUUAAUCAAAAGAAGAAGACAGAGUCAGAUUUGGCUCAGCUGCAGGCAGAAGUGGAAGAAGCUGUUCAGGAAUGUCGUAAUGCAGAGGAGAAGGCCAAGAAGGCAAUCACUGAUGCUGCAAUGAUGGCCGAAGAGUUGAAGAAGGAGCAGGACACAAGUGCCCACCUGGAAAGGAUGAAGAAGAACAUGGAGCAGACCAUCAAAGACCUCCAGCAGCGGCUUGAUGAAGCUGAGCAAAUUGCCAUGAAAGGUGGGAAGAAACAACUGCAGAAGCUGGAGAGUCGAGUCCGAGAACUGGACAGUGAAUUGGAAAACGAGCAGAAGCGAAAUGCUGAGUCUAUUAAGAACAUGAGAAAGUAUGAGAGGCGCAUUAAGGAGUUAACCUACCAGACUGAGGAAGACAAGAAGAAUAUGGUACGCCUACAAGACCUUGUGGACAAGCUGCAGCUCAAAGUAAAGGCUUACAAGCGACAGGCAGAAGAAGCUGAAGAACAAUCCAAUUCAAACCUCUCCAAGUUCCGUAAAGUUCAGCAUGAAUUGGAUGAGGCUGAAGAAAGAGCAGAUAUUGCUGAGUCGCAGGUCAACAAGUUGAGAGCCAAAAGCAGGGAUGUGGGAGGCAAGCAGAAACUCCAUGAGGAAGAGUAGAAAUCAUGGACCCACAGAAGCACCAAGUGGAUCCCUAAAUUGUAUAUACCCUGUUAACCAGCAUUUAAUAAAAUGUGACCAUAAAGUUCAGCACUGAA